Maylandia zebra (zebra mbuna) is the source of this 2302-nucleotide messenger RNA. NCBI's taxonomy places the organism in Eukaryota, Metazoa, Chordata, Actinopteri, Cichliformes, Cichlidae. The record is from RefSeq and is a predicted model, not a curated record.
AUAUUCUUGCUGCUUACAAUAGAAAAUCAGAGACGGAGCAGGUCACUCAUCCCGAGAGUGCGCCUGCUCUCUGCAUACAUUCUGUUUUCUGCUGUUUUGUCUCCCGGUCUGAUGGUGUUUCCAUGUCAUUUAUGUGGAAAUUCAAAAUGUCAAGGCUGCCAUAUGUUCUGCUGCUCCUUUGUAGGUCCAUGCUUAUGUUUCCCUGCGUGUCCAAGUCAGUCUUCAUUUUCAGCUUGAUCCACUCUCUGUGUCUGCACACUGUGACAAAUGAAGUCUCUUUCUACUUGACCUCCACUACUAAGCGUGGACAAAACAGGAGUGAUUAGAAGAAUCGCAUUUUCCCUUUAAUGCUGUUUUCCUUUCAGCUCUAUCAGUCAGGACUCCUGUUUAUCUAACUGUGAACAGCUGCAGGUAGGACUCCAGCCUGACAGCUUUUGUAAAUAGCCCGCUCAGCUUUGCGGGUGAUAUAGGCUAUUUAUUAUUUCGCAUGCUAUAUCAAACAAUGAUUAGGCUCUUUUUUUUUUUCUUUUUUUUUUUUUGCUUACUUAAAAUGAAUAAAUAAAUUACUAAUCUGUGUAACUGUGCGCAUGGCUGGGUUUCAAUCUGAUUCUGCUGGAAAAAUGGUUGGAAGAAUCUAAUUAUAUCUAUAGGUUAAUUAAGUUAACCAGCGUCUUCUCAGAAAGCUGAGAUUGAUUCCAGCUCUAGUGAGGGACAGAAGGAGUGGAGGGCACACCUCCCGCGUUUGUUUUCGUCUCACGCGCGCACACGCACACAUAUACUAGCGCGCGCGCGCACAAGCAGAUACAGAGGGAGGGAGAGAGUUUGCCCCACAUCUUUAUCGCUAUAACUACCCUCCACUAGUGAGACAGUCAGUGAUGGAGCCUUCCGCAGGGGACAGACCGCCACGCGCUCUCAGGUGAUUCUCUGUCUGUCUUCUUUUUCUGCCUUUUUGGGAAAUUUGUCAACUCUGAAGAAGAGGAUGAUGAUGUUCAUCCAGUCUGUGGGAAGAAAAACUACAAACGGAGUCUAAAUAAACAUCCUCACCCGUCGCGUGGAUCCAAACUUCACCAGAAACGGUUUUACAGAUUCUCCCAGCGCAACAGUGUGCGGCUAACUGGGACCUGGUGUGUGUCAGGAGGCUAUGGUGAGGCCAUGUGCACGGGCUGGUGUGAGGCGAGAUGUAACAGCCUCAGUGGAGGAAGACGUAAAGGACUGGAUCUUCACUCAUGGCUUCGUGUGUCACUCCUGUUCUUGGCUCUGUGGGGCCAAGUGUUCCCACAGUGCCCGGACAGCUGCCACUGUGCCUGGGACACGGCCACGGUGUUGUGUUCGGAUGCUGGGCUGCGGGAGAUCCCAGAGGGGAUCCCACCAGAAACUGUCUCCCUCCACCUGGAGCGCAAUUACAUACGGAACAUCCCAGAGAGUGCCUUCAGUAACCUGGUCCGCUUGCGGGACCUGUACCUGUCCCACAACCGCAUCGACUCGCUUGCCUCUGGGGCCCUGCAACAUCUGGGGCCCGAGCUACGCCUGCUGGACCUCUCACAUAACCAGCUGAGGCACGUCAGCAAGGAGGAGUUUGGUUCCACUCGUGCAAAGACACGUCUUUACCACAAUCCCUGGCACUGUGACUGCACACUCCAGGAGCUGAUGGAGACUCUGAACCUGGAGCCUGAGACAGUGAAUGGGAUAAUAUGUGAGAGCUCUGUGCGGGUGGGUGAGGGGAGCAGGUGGGAGGAUCCGGGGUCACUGGGCGAGCACGCAGGCCAACCGCUGGUUAAACUGCUGGACUCUGGGGUGAAUUUCUGCAGUCUGCAGAGGAAGACCACUGAUGUAGCCAUGCUGGUGACCAUGUUUGUGUGGUUCUUCAUGGUCAUUGUGUAUGUAGUGUACUAUGUGAGGCAGAACCAAGCCGAGGCUCGCAGACAUUUGGAGUACCUGAAGAGUUUACCCAGCCCACGCAAGACCCCUACUGAGACAGAUACUCUCAGUACUGGUUUCUAAACUCCUGCUCAGCUGAAAUUUAAAAGAAAAUGUUAUUUUUACCAACCUUGACUUUGAAAUUCUAUGUGGAGUUAUGGUGAAAACCAGCAGUGGAAGAUGCACACACAGAGGAAACGCAGCUCCCGAACACCCUGCAAAUGUCUUCAUAUUUCCUUUCCCAUCAUAUUUUUUGCUAAUUGUGGAUAAAACAAAUACUUGCUUACUCAUCCCACCAUCUCAACUGAGAGAAAAUUUAAAAAUCCCUAAAAGUACAAAGUGAAAGUGUAACAUGUAAGACAUCUUCUUGCACCCCCUCUUUUAU